Drosophila willistoni is the source of this 1280-nucleotide messenger RNA. Its product is annotated as glycoprotein-N-acetylgalactosamine 3-beta-galactosyltransferase 1. Bases 69 to 1166 code for a protein of 365 amino acids. Gene Ontology annotation, molecular function: N-acetylgalactosaminide beta-1,3-galactosyltransferase activity. The transcript is spliced from 3 exons. The record is from RefSeq and is a predicted model, not a curated record. NCBI's taxonomy places the organism in Eukaryota, Metazoa, Arthropoda, Insecta, Diptera, Drosophilidae. Gene Ontology annotation, cellular component: membrane.
AUUUCAUUGGGCUCAUAAUACAUACAUAUAACAAGAACAUUUUUUAAAAUCAGUAUUACCAAGUCAAUAUGAUUUUUUUGAAUACUUUGAUAACGCGAAAAGUGGAAGCACAUCGCUCAAGGAGUCGUUCGUUGUUUACUCUUCUUUUUGGUCUGAUAGCAGGAUUUUGUUUGUCUCAAUUUGCUUCACGCAUGGCCACACCUGUAAUUAUAUAUCCCCUUGCAAGACAACAUUCUGCGAAUCAUACAGACUUACACAAUGAUCUUGUCGUUGACGAGGGACCAGAACAUGAAGUCUUUCACCACGAACACAAGGAAGAUAACACCACAAUAGCGGAUAAAUUAAAGAAAGAGGUUCGAAUUCUUUGCUGGGUGAUGACCAAUCCGAAGAAUCACAAAUCAAAGGCACGUCAUGUGAAACGAACUUGGGGUAAACGUUGCAAUAUCCUUUUAUUCAUGAGCUCGGCUGAGGAUAAUGAAUUGCCCACCGUGAAGUUGGAUGUGGAGGAAGGACGAACGAAUCUUUGGCGUAAGGUUAAGGAGGCGUUCAAGUAUGUCUAUAAACAUCAUUAUAAUGACGCCGAUUGGUUCUACAAAGCCGAUGAUGAUACCUAUGCUAUAAUUGAGAACAUGCGAUAUAUGCUGUACCCAUAUAGUCCUAAAACUCCAGUUCACUUUGGUUUCAAAUUCAAGCCGUUUGUUAAGCAGGGAUACAUGUCCGGGGGAGCUGGCUAUGUGCUCAGCCGGGAAGCUCUUCGUCGCUUUGUGGUGGAAGGCAUACCCAAUCCCAAAAUGUGCUUACCCGGCACUGUUGAGAAUGAGGAUAUCGAAGUUGGGCGCUGCAUGGCGAACUUGAAUGUCUCUGCUGGUGAUUCUCGCGACUCUACUGGCCGAGGUCGUAUGUUUCCUUUUGUUCCAGAACAUCAUCUUAUUCCAUUCAAAUAUGACUUGAAAAUGUGGUAUUGGGCCUAUCAGUAUUACAAGAACGAUGAUGGUCUCGACUGUUGUUCUGAUUUGGCGAUUUCCUUUCAUUAUGUGGCUCCGCAUUUCAUGUAUGCGAUGGACUAUUUUAUCUAUCAUUUGAAACCCUACGGUUUGCUACGAACACCGGAAGCCCUGCCUGCUAAAUUAAAAGUUGGUGAACUAUUACCCGCUCCAGUUGAUUAAUCAGCUUCCGGUAGUAGCCUCUUGAUCAGGAGCCUGAUCAUUUAUAAACACUGUGAUCGUAAUUUUGAUAAAUAAAAACUUGAGUCAACAUCUUUGUAAUAGAUGAAGAAUGAA